Messenger RNA from Henningerozyma blattae CBS 6284, 504 nucleotides. RefSeq lists its product as uncharacterized. The record is from RefSeq and is a predicted model, not a curated record. The transcript has a single exon. The coding region runs from base 1 to 504 and encodes 167 amino acids. NCBI's taxonomy places the organism in Eukaryota, Fungi, Ascomycota, Saccharomycetes, Saccharomycetales, Saccharomycetaceae.
AUGUCUAAUCAGAACCAAGAGAUUCAAAGCAAUGAAAAUUCGAACUAUAUUGUUUCACAUUCGCAAGUCCUAGUUAAUCCUAGCAUGCGUACACCGUGGCUAAACUACAGUAGCGAUUUAUAUGAUUCUGAUUUUGAUAAAAAUCAAGUUUUAGAGAAAAAUAUGGUUAACGUUAAGACUAAAUGUGCAAUUGAGUGGAAAGAAUUAUUUAGAGAUAAUAGGUCAGAUAUAUCUGAGUAUGAUUUUCCUGAACAUAAUACAAAAUGGGAAAAGACCGCUGCAGCAAUUGAUCAUAUUAUCAGAAGUACAAGUAUGAAAAUAAUCUUAACAAUUUUAUUGUCAAUGAAUAUUGCUCAGUUAUUCCUUUAUUUAGUAUUUGGUUUUGUGGUUAUUCCUCAAUAUACCCAGGAAACGUUGAAUAGCUAUACUAGAAAAAAUUAUUUAGAUAUAUUACCGGAUGAUUGGGUCCCUUACGAGUACUUUUCAGAUUUACUUUCACUAUAA